Molecule: messenger RNA, 1170 nt
Organism: Caenorhabditis briggsae
Lineage: Eukaryota; Metazoa; Nematoda; Chromadorea; Rhabditida; Rhabditidae
Gene: Cbr-bath-44
Product: Protein CBR-BATH-44
Exons: 9
Coding region: 1-1170 (389 amino acids)
Biological process (GO): proteasome-mediated ubiquitin-dependent protein catabolic process; regulation of proteolysis
Cellular component (GO): cytoplasm; nucleus
Molecular function (GO): ubiquitin protein ligase binding
Source: RefSeq, a predicted model, not a curated record
AUGGACACAUUGACACAGUUGAGAAAUCAGGCGGAUAGCUGGUCAACUUCUGAAGUCAGAUCAGUCACACAUGGUCACCUAUGGACAAUUCGUGGUUUCUCUCAACUUGAUUGCAGGUAUCUGGAGACAAGUGCAAAGAUAAAAGAUAUGGCUAUCCAGCCAACAAGCCAGCCAUCGGGCUCUGCAGCUCUUCCUGAUUUGCCGGACAUCACUUUCCGAAUUAGACUACAUCCACAAGGAAAUAAAGAGUCGAAUAAAGACUUUACAUUCUUCCAGUGUUUCACCAAUCAGAGUACUCAUACGGGAUCGCCAACAUUCAAAGCGAAAUUCAAGUUUGCUGUGCACAAUGAGAGAGGCGAAGAAACUCCGACCACGGUCUACUCGGGAACGCAACAACUUCAUGGAUAUUUCGAGUACAUUCGUCGAGAAGUUCUAAUGAGCCAUGUUCAACCAGGCGACGAUUUGUAUCUUUCGUUGAGCAUUUUCAUUACUUUUGAUACAGUUACAAAAGCUUCCCAAACUGUUCGCUACAUACCACCAGACAUGCCGAAACCCACCGAAGUUACCAAAGAUCUUGAGAAUUUGUUUCGAAGUGGUAAACAUGCGGAUUUCACUUUUGUUAUAGAAGGAAGAGAACUGAAAGCUCACAAAGCGAUUCUCGCGGCUCGAUCUCCGGUUUUUGCGGCAAUGAUGGAGUCUCACACUGCCGAAUCGCAAAAUUCUCGUGUUGUGUUGGGAGAAAUUGAAUAUGAAGUCGUCCAACAACUUCUGAACUAUAUCUACUCAGGAACAUGUACCAAAAUGGGAGGAUAUGCGCUCGAAAUCUUAGCGGCAGCCGAUCGUUUCGCACUUCCUGGUCUGAAGAAUUUAGCAGAAGCGGCAAUGAAGAACGGCCUCUCCGCUGAGACGGUUUGCAAGCAACUGGCUCAUGCUGAUCUCUACAAUAUGACUGAAUUCAAAAAAGAGGCAAUCAAAUUCAUUUGCUUGAAUGCAAACGCCGUUAUAGCUUCAGAAGGAUUCACGGAUUUGACAAGAACAAAGCCACAUAUCAUUGGAGAUAUAAUGAGUUCGUUAGCUAAUGAUCGACACGCACGAACUUCGUUUUUCAAUCAAGACGGAACCUGUGAACCUUCUAGCAAGCGUGCCAGAAUGACGGAAACCAAUCUUUGA